GGAGCCCAUCCUGCUCUGCUUCGGGCCAUGACGAUUCUGCGGUUCAUCGCACUUGCUCUGGUGACAGGGCAUGUAGGGGGAGAGACGAGGAUCAUCAAGGGUUACGAGUGCACCCCUCAUUCCCAGCCAUGGCAGGUGGCCCUCUUUCAGAAGACACGACUUCUCUGUGGGGCAACCCUCAUCGCCCCCAAAUGGCUCCUGACAGCAGCCCACUGCCGCAAGCCCCAUUACCUGGUCCUCCUUGGAGAACACAAUCUGGAGAAGACGGAUGGCUAUGAGCAGAAGCGGACGGCCACCGAGUCCUUCCCUCACCCCGGCUUCAACAACAGCCUCCCCAACAAAGACCACCGGAACGACAUCAUGCUGGUGAAGAUGUCAUCCCCUGCCGUUGUUACCCGGGCUGUGCGGCCACUCACCCUGUCCUCACACUGCGUCACUGCGGGCACCAGCUGCCUCAUUUCCGGAUGGGGCACCACGUCCAGCCCCCAGUUGCGCCUGCCUCAUUCCUUGCGAUGUGCCAACGUCUCCAUCAUCAAACACAAGGAGUGUGAGAGCGCCUACCCAGGCAACAUCACAGAGACCAUGCUGUGUGCCAGUGUUCGGAAGGAGGGCAAGGACUCCUGCCAGGGCGACUCUGGAGGCCCUCUGGUCUGUGAUGGAUCUCUUCAAGGCAUCAUCUCCUGGGGUCAGGACCCGUGUGCAGUCACCAGAAAGCCUGGUGUCUAUACAAAAGUCUGCAAAUAUAUUGACUGGAUCCACGAGACUAUGAGAAACAACUAAAGGGGACCUGCUUGUCACCACCCACCCCUCCCAUCUCUUCUUAAUGCUUUGACUUCCGUUCAUUCCUCCCUAAGAAGCCCUCAGUUAGGACCCUUGCGUGUACUCUCUUCUACCCACCGUGGAUAUAUAUAGGAAAUGCUCUGACCUGAUGAUCAACUUGGGACUUGGAACAAAUUCUCCCUUGACCUAAGUUGUGACUCCUAAUACGAUCAUCAGUGGCUUUGUUUGGUUGUUUUGUCGUUGUU
Messenger RNA from Microtus oregoni (creeping vole), 1025 nucleotides. It is a transcript of the gene Klk11, whose product is annotated as kallikrein related peptidase 11. Bases 28 to 780 code for a protein of 250 amino acids. Gene Ontology annotation, molecular function: serine-type endopeptidase activity. NCBI's taxonomy places the organism in Eukaryota, Metazoa, Chordata, Mammalia, Rodentia, Cricetidae. Gene Ontology annotation, biological process: proteolysis. The transcript is spliced from 5 exons. The record is from RefSeq and is a predicted model, not a curated record.